UUUUUGGCUUGUUUGUUCAUACAGGGUCAAACUUCCUGUCAUCCUUAUUGGACUCAGUUUGGCUCUCGCUGUUUUGCUUUCCACAUCCAGACAAAGACCUGGAUGGAUGCAGAGAUCUUCUGCGAGAUCACUGGUGGGAAUCUGGCUUCCAUCCACUCAGAUGCAGAACAUACAUUCAUCAAAAACUACAUUAACCAAGUGACCGGUGCACAGAAACCUUCCUGGAUCGGAGGCUCUGACGCAAUGGAGGAGGGUACGUGGAUGUGGUCUGAUGGAUCCAAAUUCAACUACAAAAUCUGGAAUGUGGGGGAGCCUAAUAACUCCGGUGGAGCAGAGAACUGUCUUUUGAUGAACUCGGGUGCAGCAAACUGGAACGACGCGGCUUGUACCUACCAGGCUUCUUUCGUGUGCUCCAAGAACAGCGUGUAACACUAACCCACCAUCAUGAUGCCUCUACAGCUCAUCUAUAAUCUCUAUCAUUGAUUCACUUUCAGUUUGUUCAGCAGACAGAAACAGCUCUCUGCUGACAGAUGACUCACUUUCACUUGUUUAUUAUCUGAAGAGUUAGGGAACAGUUCACAUUUGGGUUUAAAAUUAGA
Messenger RNA from Sander lucioperca (pikeperch), 599 nucleotides. RefSeq names its product galactose-specific lectin nattectin-like. NCBI's taxonomy places the organism in Eukaryota, Metazoa, Chordata, Actinopteri, Perciformes, Percidae. Gene Ontology annotation, molecular function: signaling receptor activity. The transcript has 4 exons. Bases 103 to 429 code for a protein of 108 amino acids. The record is from RefSeq and is a predicted model, not a curated record.